Messenger RNA from Castor canadensis (American beaver), 924 nucleotides. Its product is annotated as olfactory receptor 1J4-like. Lineage: Eukaryota; Metazoa; Chordata; Mammalia; Rodentia; Castoridae. Gene Ontology annotation, molecular function: G protein-coupled receptor activity; olfactory receptor activity. The record is from RefSeq and is a predicted model, not a curated record. Gene Ontology annotation, cellular component: membrane. Gene Ontology annotation, biological process: G protein-coupled receptor signaling pathway.
AUGUAGAGGGAGAACCAGAGCAGCUUGUCUGAAUUCUUCCUUCUGGGACUCCCAAUCCAGCCAGAGCAGCAGGGUGUGUUCUUCACCCUGUUCCUGGCCAUGUACCUGACCACAGUGCUGGGGAACCUGCUCAUUAGGCUGGACUCUCACCUCCACACCCCCAUGUACUUCUUCUUCAGCCACUUGGCUUUCAUUGACAUUUCCUUUUCAUCUGUCACUGUCCCAAAGACGCAGGAGCAUGCAAACACAGGUCAAUCCAUCCCCUAUGCAGGAUGUUUAGCACAGAUGUAUCAUUUCAUAUUUUUUACUGAUUUGGACAAUUUUCUUCUCACUUCAAUGGCAUAUGAUCGGUAUGUGGCCAUCUGUCACCCUCUCCACUACACCACCAUCAUGAAAGAGGAGCUGUGUACCUUUCUAGUAGUCAUGUCCUGGAUCCUGUCCUGUACCAGUGCCCUAUCCCACAUCCUUCUGGCCCCGCUGUCCUUUUGUGCUGAGAACACCAUCCCUCAUUUCUUCUGUGAGCUUGCUGCCCUACUCAAUCUCUCAUGUUCAGACACUUCCCUCAAUAAGUUGGUCAUUUUCACAGCAGGAGUGGUCGUCAUUAUUCUACCACUAAUAUGCAUUUUGAUCUCUUAUGGUUGCAUUGGGGCCACAAUUCUGAAAAUCCCAUCCACCAAAGGGAUCUUCAAGGCUCUGCUCACCUGUGGCUCCCACCUCUCUGUUGUGUCUCUGUAUUAUGGCACCAUUAUUGGACUUUAUUUUUUCCCAUCAUUCAGCAACUCCAACAACAAGGACAUAGUUGCUUCUGUGAUGUACACAGUGGUAACUCCAUUGCUAAACCCCUUCAUUUAUAGCCUAAGGAACAGAUACAUGAAGGGGGCCCUGGAAAAACUCUUUAACAGGGCAAAAAUCACAUCUCUAUGA